AUGGCAGGUCAAGAUAUGCAUAAAUUUAAUUCCGUGGAUUACAGAAAAUGGGAGCGAAAUACAAUACCUAAACCUCUGCUCUGGGCAACUCCUCAUCAUAAAGCAGGCAUAUCAUCUAACAAAGGAGAAAUCAGACCAUCUCCGACUGAAAAAUCAGGAAAAUCUCAAUCUCAUGUCCACAAUGAUUUCACAACACUCCUCAAAUUCCCUUCAAGAAGGACGGCUGAAAAAGUGGAACAGGACCAGGUCACCUCAAAGACGAAAUACAACAUCAAAGAACUGAUGUUACUCAUCAAAUCCAGGAAAGAAGCAAUAAAAGACCUGGAGGAGCUCUGUGAACAGCUUCAAGAGAGGAACCUGCAGAUGGCCAGAAACAUAAUGGAUACGGACAGAAGCUCAUUCGCCAGAACCAAUGAACUACUCAUCCAGACAGAGCAAAAGAAGAGAUCAACGGUAUCUUUGAAACGAUGGAAUGACAGUCUUAUUAAAAGUGCCAAAGCAGAGCUGAGAGAUAUAAAGGAAGCAUCACAGACACAUCUCAGUGGUUUGCAGAAGCAGUUGGAUGUGCUAAAAGCGAAGGUGGUAGAGGCUCAGAAAGAGCUCCGCAGACUGAAGACAUACAAAGAUAUGGAGUUCCCAGUCAAGGCUUUGCAGAUUGCAGACAUGGAAAGAAAGCUGGACAGACUGAAAGAGAUGCAGCAGAAAGAGCAAGAAGAUUUGAAUCUGUUUUUUAAGAAAGAAAUGGUCAAUUUGGAGAGACACCAGUGCCAAAGAGAAAAAGAUGUGCUGUCUGCUGUUGUUGAGAAACAUGCUUCCCACAUCCCUCCUAUUGUCAAACUGAUGGCCUCACAGAACGAUACAAUGAGGGAAGAGAUUCAUAAACAGAAAAAGUUGAUAAUGGAGAUUGAGCGAAAGAAUGAAGAGCUAAGGAAGAGUAUUCAGGAACUGCAACUAUCAAGACCAAAAAACAUCAGGAGAGAGAUCUUUCCAGAUGUUUUCCUGAAAUCAGACAAGUGUACUCCAGAUAUGGACGUCCAUCUCAAUGUACCCCAAAUGGAUUUGCUCCCUGUGUAG
This is a messenger RNA of Sinocyclocheilus rhinocerous, 1074 nucleotides long. RefSeq lists its product as uncharacterized. Lineage: Eukaryota; Metazoa; Chordata; Actinopteri; Cypriniformes; Cyprinidae. The record is from RefSeq and is a predicted model, not a curated record. Bases 1 to 1074 code for a protein of 357 amino acids. The transcript is spliced from 10 exons.